CGGACGCCUGAAUUGGGAAGUGGGGCGAAUCGAGACCAGGAAUUCGGACCCUGGUAUCGCUGGUGCCUGGCAGGGCCAGAACUGGCCUUCUCACGAUUCCCAGGAUUUGUUUGAUGCUUCUUCCUCUCCCCACCAGUCUAAAAUGGAUCGCUCUGUUUUUUUCCUCCCCCCGCUCGCGGAGUGCAGUGGAAUGUUCCAUUGCCCCUCCAGUCCUGGGCCUGCGUUACAGGGGACGCGGGCACGGUUGCCAGGGAAAGCCCCGGACGUGACGGCGAAGCGCGACCCCUUGCAGCCUCCCCUCUCCCAUCCGUCAUUCCCCUGCGCGAGCUCUCUUCACAGCCUUCCCCUCCCCCCACCUUGCGGGUUCCAGUCUAGGGAGAAGUAAACAGCUGGCGGAGCCAGGCUCACGGACCUAGGCCAGGCGGGAGCAUGCUGGGGCUCAGGGGGCUGCGGCUGCCCCCGGCGGGGAUCCUGCUUCUGUUGCCGUUCCUGUCGCUGCUGCUGCUGCCCGCAGCCCCCGCGCCCCAUCGCGCUCCCUACAAGCCGGUCAUCGUGGUGCACGGGCUCUUUGACAGCUCGUACAGCUUCCGCCACCUGCUGGAAUAUAUCAACGAGACACACCCCGGGACUGUGGUGACAGUGCUCGAUCUCUUCGAUGGGAGAGAGAGCUUGCGACCCUUGUGGGAACAGGUGCAAGGGUUCGGAGAGGCUGUGGCCCCCAUCAUGGCAAAGGCCCCUCAAGGGGUGCAUCUCAUCUGCUACUCGCAGGGGGGCCUGGUGUGCCGGGCGCUGCUCUCUGUCAUGGAUGAGCACAAUGUGGAUUCUUUCAUCUCUCUCUCCUCUCCACAAAUGGGACAGUAUGGAGAUACAGACUAUUUGAAGUGGCUCUUCCCUACCUCCAUGAGGUCUAACCUCUAUCGGAUCUGCUAUAGCCCCUGGGGCCAGGAAUUCUCCAUCUGCAACUACUGGCACGACCCCCACCAUGAUGACUUGUACCUCAACGCCAGCAGCUUUCUGGCCCUGAUCAAUGGGGAAAGAGAUCAUCCCAAUGCCACUGCAUGGAGGAAGAACUUUCUUCGUGUGGGCCGCCUGGUGCUGAUUGGGGGCCCUGAUGAUGGUGUUAUUACCCCCUGGCAGUCCAGCUUCUUUGGUUUCUAUGAUGCAAAUGAGACGGUCUUGGAGAUGGAGGAGCAACCGGUUUAUCUGCGGGAUUCUUUUGGGUUGAAGACUCUCUUGGCUCGGGGAGCCAUAGUGAGGUGUCCGAUGGCUGGGAUCUCCCAUACGGCCUGGCACUCCAACCGUACCCUUUAUGAGACCUGCAUUGAACCUUGGCUCUCCUGAGGAUGUCCUCAGGGAUCCCUCAGGAACUUCCCAGCCCAGAGACCAAGCGGUGGCCUUGGAAAGCAGAUGUCAGCUCCGGUGUGCCUGCAACCACCCCAUUGCUCCCACACUGCCCCCACCAACCAGGGCUCCCAGGACUCCCUUCCUGUGCUCCUCUGUAGAUGACAAAUCCUGGUCUCCCCCACCCUCAUGUCUGGGGUUUGCUCCAUGCUCUCUCACUCUCCCGAGGCCAAUGCCGAGGUCGGGAAGAGAGAAACCAGGUUUUUAUCUCGUGGCUGCUCCUGCUGCUGUGGCUGCUCUGUCUCUGGCUGUAUAGGAGAACCCAGCCCCUGCCCACUACAGGGGUCUCCUUCUAGGCCACUCAGGACAUUUUUAGCUCCUGUUCUCCCCAUGUUCCCUUUUCCCUUUUUCUCAGCCCUCCCAACUCCCAGGAAGGACUACCCAUGAGAGUGGGGUUCUGAGGCUCCCCUAUGGGGACAGUUCCGUUCUUGAAAUGUCAGUAUUGGGGAAUAUCUAUGGCCUGUGAGGCCCAUCUCAGGUUUGGGGAUCCCCCAGUCCCUCUGUUCAGUGUUGGGGUACCCCCUGGGAGCCUAGUGUCUUUGAGGCCCCAGCCCCUUUUAGCUACCAUUGAAUGGGUGUUAACCCUGUAUUUAUGGAAAUAAAAGUCCAUUUCCUCA
Messenger RNA from Prionailurus viverrinus (fishing cat), 2018 nucleotides. It is a transcript of the gene PPT2, whose product is annotated as palmitoyl-protein thioesterase 2. The coding region runs from base 430 to 1341 and encodes 303 amino acids. Gene Ontology annotation, molecular function: thiolester hydrolase activity; palmitoyl hydrolase activity. Lineage: Eukaryota; Metazoa; Chordata; Mammalia; Carnivora; Felidae. The record is from RefSeq and is a predicted model, not a curated record. The transcript has 9 exons. Gene Ontology annotation, cellular component: lysosome.